Molecule: messenger RNA, 585 nt
Organism: Teleopsis dalmanni
Lineage: Eukaryota; Metazoa; Arthropoda; Insecta; Diptera; Diopsidae
Gene: mRpS17
Product: 28S ribosomal protein S17, mitochondrial
Exons: 2
Coding region: 118-585 (155 amino acids)
Biological process (GO): mitochondrial translation
Cellular component (GO): mitochondrial small ribosomal subunit; ribosome
Molecular function (GO): structural constituent of ribosome
Source: RefSeq, a predicted model, not a curated record
CACAUCAGCUGGAAUUGAAGUAGCAUGUAAUGAACUAGUUUUCGUUGCACAAUAGUAAAUCAAGUGAGAGCUUUGUAUCACGUUAAUAGUGGUUAUUUAAACAAUUAAAACUAAGUUAUGUCGGCGCGCAAUUUAAUAUUAAUGGGGCAAUGUCUGCCAUGCAUAAAAAAGAAUGCUGCCAAAAUACGCAUACGCCGUAUGGAAUUGGAUACGAACUUAAACAUGUACUUUAAAAAAGAUGAAUAUAUUUUUGCUCAUGAUCCGCAACAACUUUGCAAAUCUGGUGAUAUAGUUUUAAUAAGAGAAUUAGCAGAACAAUUGUCCCGGCUAAUAACACAUAAAGUCGAAAAAGUUGUAUAUCCACUUGGAAACAUAACAGAUCCUAUCACUGGUAAAAAGGUUGUGGUUAGUAAAUACCGCGAGGAUAUAGAAGCCGCAAAUAGUUUAUAUGGCAAAUCCGAAAAAGGUUUUGAUUAUGAGAAGGCGCCGCAACGUGGUCGUCUUGAAGGUACUAAAGACUUUACUCACGGCGAAACCUACAUUAAAUACCAUGAAGAUGGAAAAGAUCAACCAUUUGCAGUAUAA